AUGUACAAUCUUAAGAAUAAAAUGAAAACAGUGAUCAAUUUCAUUAAUCUCCAGUUAGUAAUAUUAAAUAAAUUGAUUUAUAAUAAUAGAUUAAUUCUCAAUAAAGUAAUUAUGAUUUUGUAUCAUUAUUAAAUUCUUAGCAUUGGGUUUUUAUUUUUAUAUUUAUAUAAUUUUAUCAAUAUAUAUAUAUAUAUAUAUAUUGGGUUUUUAUUUUUUUUAAUAUCAUUUAAUCAAUAUAUAUGUUUUUUUAAAAAGAUCUAAUAAUUUUGUUAUUAAUUAAUUACUAAGAUUAUUGAGAAUAUUAAUGAAUGUAAAUAUUACAAUGGAAAUUUUAUUCUUAAUUUUUUUUAUUUUUUAGAAAGCAGUUCAGAAAACAAUUUAAAAAUGGAAUAAACAAUAAUUUAACCUCCUUUACAUCCUUUAAAUAAUUAUGCAAAUGCAAUGAUGAUAAAUGAAGCUAUUCCUUUAAACGAAACAAAGAAAAAUGAAGAGAAAUUAAUUCCAAUAGAAUCUUGUGCAAAUCUAAAUAGUAUAAAAGAUUUUCUAAUAGCAUUGUCAGAAUUUAUAAAAUAAAAUUUUAAGGAAGAAUUUUUAUAAAAAAUAAAUAUUCCUUUAGGAAUCGAGCCUUAAGAAUUUCUUAAAACCUUUAACAUAACCGAAAUUACAGAACCCCAAGAUACUGAAAUUUCGAAUUCACCCAUUUAUCCAUUACCAGAUAUAGAAAAAUAUAAUUUGAAGUUAAUAUUUGAUUGUUUUAAUGAUUCUCUUGAUUAUAUGCGUCCUUAUGGACUAUAAGGUAAACCUCUUCCUUGGCUUUAGGAUUAGCAAUUGCAAGAACUUUGA
Messenger RNA from Ichthyophthirius multifiliis, 843 nucleotides. Its product is annotated as IQ calmodulin-binding motif family protein, putative. Lineage: Eukaryota; Ciliophora; Oligohymenophorea; Hymenostomatida. The record is from RefSeq and is a predicted model, not a curated record. The transcript is spliced from 4 exons.